UUAUUUUUAAAUUUUGUUUACCAUUUGUUCCAAAUUUUCAAAUAUGCAUAAAGAGUGUGCCGUGUGUGUCAAAAAACUAGUAACCAGUAUAUAGUACAAGAGCUAUCUUUCAUUUGGUAUUGGGUGGUUGUGGACUUGUUCUUGAUCCAACAUGGGUUUUUCAGGAACUGAGUUUGAGGCCAAGGAAAGUGAUAAUCAUGUUGCUGAGAUGGAUGAUAAGGUGGAGGAGGUGAAUGAUAGUCCUAUUGAGCAAGUGAGGCUGACUGUGCCAAUAACAGAUGAUCCAACAUUGCCUUGCUUGACAUUCAGAACAUGGUUCUUGGGGAUCAUUUCAUGUGGAGUCCUGGCCUUCUUGAAUCAGUUUUUCGGGUUUCGACAGAAUCCUCUGUACAUUUCAUCUGUUUCAGCUCAGAUUGUGGUUCUUCCACUGGGGAAGCUAAUGGCAGCAACUCUGCCAAGGAAACCAGUUAGGUUUCCUGGAACAAGAUGGGAGUUUUCACUGAAUCCAGGGCCUUUUAACUUGAAAGAGCAUGUUCUGAUUACUAUCUUUGCCAAUUCUGGUUCCAAUUCUGUGUAUGCAGUGGGAAUUAUCACUAUUGUUAAAGCAUUUUAUCAUGGGGAAAUUCAUCCCAUGGCAGCUAUGUUGUUAACUCAAACCACUCAGUUGCUUGGAUAUGGAUGGGCUGGAGUUUUCCGAAAAUUUCUAGUUGAUUCUCCUUACAUGUGGUGGCCUUCUAAUCUGGUUCAAGUUUCUCUCUUCAGAGCAUUACAUGAAGAUGAAAAGAGGCCGAAAAGAGGCUUGACUAGGCUGCAGUUCUUCCUCAUGGUUCUUGUGUCAAGCUUCUCAUAUUACAUAGUUCCUAACUACCUGUUUCCCUCUAUAACUGCCCUCUCAUUUGUGUGCUGGAUUUGGAAGGAUUCUGUCACAGCACAACAGAUUGGCUCCGGCCUUAAGGGACUUGGCAUUGGCUCAUUCGCGCUUGAUUGGUCCACAGUUGCUGGUUUUCUAGGCAGUCCCUUGGCCACGCCUGGAUUUGCAAUCAUGAACAUAAUGGCUGGUUUCAUAAUUGUGGUCUACAUACUCAUACCUAUUGCUUACUGGACAGAUGCCUAUGGUGCAAAGAGAUUUCCAAUUUACUCUUCUCAUGUGUUUGAUUCCGAGGGUAAUAAAUACAACGUAUCAACCGUUCUUAACUCCAAAACCUUCAGUUUCAACCAAAAGGGAUAUGAUGAUUACAGCCAGAUCAAUCUCAGCAUUUUCUUCGUGUAUGCUUAUGGCAUAAGCUUUGCCACACUGGCCGCCACCUUGUCUCAUGUUGCACUCUUCCACGGGAGAUCGAUAUGGAAGCAAACAAGAGCAUCUGUUCAAGACAAGUUCGGAGAUGUGCACACUAGGUUGAUGAAGAAGAACUAUGAUCCUGUCCCUCAAUGGUGGUUCUAUUCAAUUUUGAUCAUUGUAGUUGCAUUAUCUCUGCUUGCUUGUGAGGGCUUUGGAAGACAGCUUCAACUACCUUACUGGGGAGUCCUAUUGGCAAUAUCUCUGGCUCUUGUUUUCACCUUGCCAAUUGGAGUCAUCACAGCUACAACAAACCAACAACCAGGGCUGAAUGUCAUUACAGAACUUAUUAUUGGUUACAUGUAUCCUGGCAAACCUCUUGCCAAUGUGGCUUUCAAAACUUAUGGCUACAUAAGUAUGUCACAAGCGAUUAUGUUCCUCGGUGAUUUCAAGCUAGGCCAUUACAUGAAGAUUCCCCCCAAGUCUAUGUUCAUUGUCCAGUUAGUCGGAACAGUAAUAGCAUCCUCUAUUUACUUUGGAACAUCUUGGUGGCUCCUGACAACGAUAGAGUUCAUCUGUGACCCUACAAAAUUGCCUGAAGGAAGCCCGUGGACAUGCCCUGGAGACGACGUUUUCUACAAUGCCUCCAUCAUAUGGGGAGUUGUUGGUCCUCAGCGUAUGUUUGGAAAUCUGGGGCUGUACUCAAAGAUGAACUACUUCUUUCUGUUUGGCAUACUUGCACCAUUCCCAGUCUGGAUCCUUUCCAAGAUAUACCCGGAGAAAAAAUGGAUUCGCCUCAUAAACAUGCCAAUUCUAAUAUCAGGAGCAGGGGCUAUGCCCCCAGCAAGGGCUGUGAACUACAUCUGCUGGAUCAGUGUGGGACUCUUCUUCAAUUUUGUCGUGUACAGACGAUACAAAGCCUGGUGGGCUAGGCACAACUAUAUCCUGUCAGCCGGACUAGAUGCUGGAGUUGCAUUCAUGGCCAUUCUCUGCUAUUUCACAUUGCAGGUUAGAGAUAUCAAUGGAAUGAACUGGUGGGGAUUGGAAUUAGACGAUCAUUGUCCUCUGGCAAGCUGUCCGACUGCCCCUGGUAUAGUCGUCGACGGCUGUCCUGUAUUCUAGUGACACUAAAAUGGACACUGGCAUCAUCUGUUUGGUUCCUUGUGUAAUGUUGCCAUAUGUAUUGUACCACAGACUCUUAUACAUACAGACUACAGAUACAAUUCAAAUGUCUGAACAUUUCCAGCAACUAUUGUCCUGACUGCAGAUGGAUUCUUUCGAAAGAGAAUGAUGCCAGUUAUAGAUUAUGAAUCUGUUGACUUGUCCUGCUGCUACUGUUUUAUAUGUCUUUGUUUGUUCAGUUAACAGUUAAGUUGUGUAAGAUGCCAGUUGCAUUCAAACAGAUUAUAAGGAUCAGAUUUUACCA
Molecule: messenger RNA, 2702 nt
Organism: Daucus carota subsp. sativus
Lineage: Eukaryota; Viridiplantae; Streptophyta; Magnoliopsida; Apiales; Apiaceae
Product: oligopeptide transporter 1
Exons: 7
Coding region: 152-2398 (748 amino acids)
Biological process (GO): transmembrane transport
Cellular component (GO): plasma membrane
Molecular function (GO): oligopeptide transmembrane transporter activity
Source: RefSeq, a predicted model, not a curated record